Molecule: messenger RNA, 1287 nt
Organism: Penicillium olsonii
Lineage: Eukaryota; Fungi; Ascomycota; Eurotiomycetes; Eurotiales; Aspergillaceae
Source: the annotation of a GenBank genome assembly
AUGUCUGCACUCAUUCUCAUGGGCCUGAUGCCCAGAGGGGAUGAAAGCUCCCUGGCAGCACGGCUAUACAGCUCCAAGGAACUGGACAUCGAUCCCCUGCCGGAAAACCACAGACGGGGGUUGAUCGCCAUUUCAGUAAUGGCCUUGCUAUCCCUCCUCGCAACGGCAACUCUUUUAGGCUUCAUCACCUACCGACUGGUCUUCUGGCGCGGCAGUUAUACCCGAUACAUUGGUUACAACCAGUAUAUUAUCCUGAUCUACAACCUCGUUUUGGCCGAUUUCCAGCAGUCGCUUGCGUUCAUUAUUUGUCUACGAUGGAUUUUCACCGAUAAAAUCAAAUCCGGGACUCCCGGGUGCUUCCUCCAAGGGCUUUGGCUGCAGAUCGGAGAUCCCGGCAGUGGUCUGUUCGUGCUCGCCAUCGCCUUCCAUACAUUCCUUCUGGUCGUCUGGGGACGAAAGAUGUCCUACCGAUUCUUCAUUGGCUUCGUUGUCGGCGUGUGGGCCUUCGUGGCUCUCAUGGUGAUCAUCCCACUGGCCAUGUAUGGCGGUGAUGUCUUCGUGCCCUCUGGCGCCUGGUGCUGGAUUAGCGAGGAAUACGAAACCACCCGUCUAUGGACUCACUACAUCUGGAUUUUCGUCGCCGAGUUCGGCACAGUGGCCCUCUACGCCGUCAUGUAUCUUCAGCUGCGUCGACAGAUCGCCGCCUCGUCCAUCCUCGGAAACAGCCAACUGGAGAGUCUGAAGCGUCUGCGCCGCGUCGUCGGAUACAUGACCAUCUACCCCACUGUCUACAUUGUGCUUUCGCUCCCUCUCGCCGCCGGCCGCAUGGCUACUGCCAACGGAGACUCUCCCAGCCUGACCUUCCUCUGCUGUGCCGGUGCCAUCAUCACCAGUUCCGGCUUGGUCGAUGUCGCUCUGUACACACUCACCCGCCGCGCCCUGAUCAUCGACACCGAGCCGAGCCACGACCGCUCCUACAACAAGUUCAACAGCAGCAAGGGCAAACGCGGCGACACCCAUCUGACCACCAUCACCGCGGACCCCAAGCGCAAGAUGGGCAACGGCACUUUCAACGACGAUCUCGACGGUUCGACGGACAACAUUGUCUCCCCGAGCCCCCAUGCCAUGGAGCACGGCCACGAAAUGGCCCCGAUUGGAAAGGUGUACCAAGAGACUACGAUCGAGAUUACACACGAGCCUGCGUUCCCCGACGAGGGUGCCAGCGACCGUUCCAGCAAAGAGGAUUUCCCCUCUGAAAUGCCGCCUCACAAUCAAUGGCGUCGAUGA